Columba livia (rock pigeon) is the source of this 2378-nucleotide messenger RNA. It is a transcript of the gene FAM178B, whose product is annotated as family with sequence similarity 178 member B. Gene Ontology annotation, cellular component: nucleus; site of double-strand break. The record is from RefSeq and is a predicted model, not a curated record. Bases 266 to 2269 code for a protein of 667 amino acids. Gene Ontology annotation, biological process: DNA damage response; protein localization to site of double-strand break; positive regulation of double-strand break repair. The transcript is spliced from 15 exons. NCBI's taxonomy places the organism in Eukaryota, Metazoa, Chordata, Aves, Columbiformes, Columbidae.
GCGCCUCGCUCGGCCGCUCCCCGCGCUAAGAAACGCCCGCGAUUGGCUCAACCGCCUUCGCGCGCUCCGAUUGGCCGGUUGAGCCGUUGACAGUUGAGGCUUCGAAAGCGCCGCGGCGGGAGGAGGAGUCACCUCUCCGAGCCCGCCCGCCUCCUAUUGGCUCUCCGCCGCGUAAGCCCCGCCUUUUCCUCGCAGCCCCGCCCCUUUCCGCAUGGCGGGCGCUUGGCCGCAGCUCCGCGGUGUCCCCUGAGGAGCCGGUCCUGCCAUGGCCCCGCACCCCGAGGAGCUGCGCUGGUACCAGAUCCCCCUCUCCUCCGCUCGCAUCCCCCGCUCGGGUCUCUUCAGCUUCGGCUUCCAGGACAGUCUCCAGCGCUACCAGCAGCUCCGCGCCCACAAGAACCUCCCUGUGGGCCGCCCCGUGGCUGGGCCGCCCCCCGGCCUGCUGGAGCCGUGGCCCCCAAGCCCCGCGCACAGCCCCCCCCGGGGCUUCUGCCGCCCGCGGGGAGCUAGAGGGGUGCGAGCCCCCUGGCGCCCCAAGAAGUCUCCUGGCACCAAGAAGCGGGUGAGCAGAGCCCGGCGGCCACCCAGCCCCGCUCAGCCCCAGCCCCACCGGCAGGAUGUGACCAGCUCCCCACCGUCCCCGGUGACAUCAGACAGCUCCGGGGUCAUCCCAACGCUGCCAGAGGUGGCUGCGGGGUCCCCAGGGGGUGACAGUGACCGAGAGCAGCGUGCCAUGGGCGGCAGGAGCUCAUGGGGAAACUCGCCGGGCACGGUGAGGGACAGGGUGUCCCUCACAGACAGCGAGGACGAUGAGGAGCUGAUCCCACUGAGGGACAUGCUGCUGGCGGGGUACACGUCCCCAAGCCCCCCCAGACACCAGCAGGUGAUGUCCCCGUGGCCAGAUCCGCUCGCCAACAGCCUGGAUGCGCCAUUCCAGGAGCAGAGGGAGCAGGACCAGGUGGCCGCGCUGGUGCAGCAACGUGCAGAUGACACCAGUUCCCCGGAGUCCCUGGACGAGGACACCGAGCUGUCCGAGGAGCACCGGGACAUCCUGGCCCGUUUCGCCGUGAAGCCGCGGUUCAUCCCCACGGUGCACCCUGGGGAACCCGUUUUCUGCGCCCGCCCGGUGCUGCUGCCCCUGCUGGACACGCGUGGGCUGGAGUCACGGAACAACCUGGAGGCGCUUUUCUUCUGUGAAUCGCCCGCCUGGCAGGUGGCGUUUGUCCGCAAUGGGUGCUUGAGCCUGCUGUACAACUGCCUGCCCACCUGCCCGCCGCCCGUCCUGCGCUGGCUCUUCCAGCUGAUGACGCUCUGCCCCGACACCACCAACGCUGCCCAGACACUGUGUGAUAUCUGGCUGAGCACCAAGGGCGAGCGCUGGUGCCCCACGGUGCAGGAGAUCAGUGAAGCAUUCACCCAGCUCGGUGCUGACCUGACUCCCCUCCUGCCCCCCGAGCUGCACCCCACGGAUGGGAGGAGCCUGGAGCCAUCCUGCUCCCUGAGACCAGCAAGCCCUGGUGCCACCGACACACUGGCCCUGGUGACACAGCUCGGUGCCAUCUGCAAGUUCCUGGCGCUGUGCGUGGUCACCCAGCCGUGUCACUACCCUGACGGCGCCCGCCUGUCCCUCGUCACCCUCCUGUCCUUCCUGGGCCUGGACCGGGCGCUGCGCUGCCAGCCGCUGCCCGAGGUGCAGGUUCUCCUGCACUACCUGCUCCAGGGCAUCCACGACUGGCAUCAGCAGCUGCCUGCGCUCUGCCGGGACCUGUGCCAGCUUUCUCGCCACCACCACAACCUGGUUGCGCUCACGCAGCUGCUGCCGGAUCUCACGGGCAGGGACAGGGAGCUUCGCCGGCACCUGAGCCUUCACGCCAUGGCCCAGCUGCUGGGGGAGCCACCAGGUGUGGUGCCACCCCCCGAGGCGCACGCAGAGCUGCAGGUGCUGUGCCGGUUCCUGGUGCUGGCACGACCAGAUGCCCUGCGAAGCCUCAUGCUCUCCGGGGGUCUGGAGGAGCCCGCGGACCCUGACUGGGAGGCUUGUUACCUGAGUUACAGCCUCCUCCUCCUCGCCAGCAACGUGGUGGGCACUGAGCAGCCGCCGGCCAAGCAGCGGGGUCACCUGGAGCUGCUCUGUGCCAGGCUGGACCAGCUUUUCGGGAGGGGCCUGCGUGAGAGCACCCAGCUCCUCUUUCGCACCCAGCUCAAGGGCUUGGCCAUUCUCCUUUACGUCAAGUGGCAGGAGAUGCUGGCGCAGGGCGGGGGUCCCUGACCCUGUCCCCACUCCCUGUCCCGGGGCGUCCCAGGCACCCUCGGGUGCCCCAGGGUACCCCCUGAACCCAAUAAACACCUGUAGAUCCUCCUGCGCCUGUGUGUUUUUG